AUGUGGCUCGCUUUGGCGAUUGUUGGCGUUUCUUUGCUUAUUUACUGUAUUAAAAAUGCCUUAGGUUCUUGCGGACCCAAUCCUUUCAUGGUGGACACGCGAGAACCCCUCAAGCCGAUGGUCCACAACCGCAAAGAGAAGAAUAAGGUGUUGAAACAAGGCUUCCUGCCCAGUAAAAUUCCCGAAAACUUGGAUGCCAUCGUCAUCGGCAGCGGCGUUGGCGGGCUGGGUUUGGCUGUGAUACUAGCAAAAGUGGGAAAAAAAGUUCUGGUAUUGGAGCAACACGACAGGGCCGGCGGAUGCUGCCACACGUUCACUGAGAAGGGUUUCGAGUUUGAUGUCGGAAUCCACUACAUCGGUGAUCUGAUGGACCACAAGCCAUUCCGCUGCCUAGUGGAUCAGCUGACCAACGGGCAACUGCAGUGGGAGCCCUUGGAGAACCCAUUUGACCAUGUUGUGAUCGGCCCGCCGGAAAACCGUCGUCACUAUCCUAUCUACAGUGGGCGCAAACGCUUUCUAGAGGAGCUGAAGAAGUGCUUCCCGGGCGAGGAGGCAGCCAUCGAUGAAUACAUGCGACUGGCCUUGAAAACUGCCCGUGGCGUCUGGGUUCUGGCUAUCCUCAAGCAGCUCCCGGCCUUCUUGGCUGAGUUGCUGAUCCGCAGUGGCUUGAUUCGAUAUGUUUCGGCCUUCUUCAAAAUGGCACCACGCAGUGUGACUGAAGUCGUCAAUGGGCUGACGGAAAACAAGGACCUCAGGGCUGUCUUUGCCUACAUCUUCGGCACCUACGGUAACAUACCAAAAGAUGGCAGCUUCGCCAUGCACAGCAUACUGGUCACUCACUACCUGUACGGGGGAUGGUACCCGAAGGGAGGCGCCAGCGAGAUCGCCUACCACAUGAUCCCAAUCAUUGAAAAGGCAGGGGGUGCCGUCCUGGUGCGAGCGCCUGUAAAUCGCAUUUUGUUCAACGAUGCGAGGGAAGCAUGCGGUGUGAGUGUCAUGAAGGGCCAGGAGGAGGUACAUAUUCAUGCUCCCAUGGUCAUCUCUAAUGCGGGUAUCUUCAACACUUACCAGCAACUGCUGCCCAAAGAGCUUCAAGCCAUGCCAGCCAUCCAGAGACAGUUGAGCAUGAUGAAGCAUGGCGAGGGUGGUCUCAGUAUCUUUGUGGGACUCAACGGAACCAAGGAGGAAUUGGGCCUCAAAGCUGACAACUACUGGAUCUUUUCCGAAAAUAAUUUCAAUGAACUGUGUAUAAAGUACAGGGACAGCGACAGAGAGGAGUCAGCCAAAAAUAUCCCCCUCCUUUUUGUCGCCUCUCCAUCUGCUAAGGAUCCAACCUGGGAAGAAAGGAUGCCAGGUAAGUCCACGUUGACUCUGGUCAGCUUCGCCAAAUACGAGUGGUUCGAGGAGUGGAAGGAUGAUAAGCCGACCAACCGGGCGUCUGACUACAAGGAGCUAAAGCAGGCGUUCAUGGAGACCACCCUGCAGACAGUGCUGGACAACUUCCCCAAAAUCACCAGGGAUAAGGUGGAAUUUAUCGACGCCGGAACGCCCAUCACCAACACGCACUACAUCGCCGCCCCCAAAGGCGAGAUGUACGGGGCCGACCACAGCGUUGAUCGCUUUAACCCGCAGCUCUGGGCCAACCUGAGGCCGCAGACGCCCCUCAAAAACCUCUACUUGACAGGUCAAGAUGUGUUCCUGUGUGGCUUCGCCGGCGCACUUGCUGGCGCGCUUAGCUGCGGCUCGACCAUCCUCCAUCGCAACCUGCACCUGGACGCCAUCAUGUUGGCCAAGAAAACCAAGUUUUGCGUUGACGGAUCGAAAGGGGACUAA
Nerophis lumbriciformis (worm pipefish) is the source of this 1833-nucleotide messenger RNA. The record is from RefSeq and is a predicted model, not a curated record. NCBI's taxonomy places the organism in Eukaryota, Metazoa, Chordata, Actinopteri, Syngnathiformes, Syngnathidae.